CAGGCAUGAUUGCAGACAUUGGAUUCAGUCAGCAAGCAUCUACGAAAAUGACGCCGGUAGUAAAUGAAGCAGGACCACUCCUUGUUCUCGUCGCAGCGUUACUAGUACCGCGCGCCGCUCUUGCUGCUGGCGCACUGGAUUCGCGGUUAUGCUACGCUGCAAGUUGCGGUUUUAUGCUUGCAGAAUUGAUUUUCGCGCCAAAUAAAACAAGUUCUCGAAGUGUUGGCUUCGUAUUUGCUCGACCGAGUACAACCACUCCUCCGGACGUCGAGAGGCAAGGAACUGGGCGCCAAGAGGACACAACCAGAACCACGCUUCGAAGCGCAGCCGACCAAGUAGAAGGACCACCGGACCGUAAAGAGUUCCUCACCGUUAUACCAGACGAGGAGGAGGACCUUGGUUUUAUUUCCAAUAGCGGGGAGGUGGACGAAAGAAGAAGAACUGGAAUUGAGAAUGACCGUGAGCACCUCCUCGUAGCGAGUCGGCUUAUCCCACAGAAAAAAGCAAGCAGGUCAUAUUUGUAUAAUUCAAAAAUAGAUACACAGAAAGUGGAAAACGAAUAAUGAAAAUCUGCGUUGCGUAUCCUGAGCAGCAUGCUACGGGGCGACAGAUUCUUCUGUGUGUUUGUUUUUGCAUUCCAAAUUAAUAUUGCCUGCCUGCUUUUUUCAGUGUGAUUCGGCUGACGAAGGAAAAACAGUUCCGAGCGAGAACAUCAGAGCUUGCUCGUGGUGAUGAAAGCCUUGUCGAAGUUGAACAGAAAGGAGCCUUGUCGGAACACGAUGGCCUUUGGAACACGACGGACGACCUUUGGAACACGACGGACCUGGCCGCGGCGCACGGGGAAGAUGACGUUCUCAACCAGCAGAAUUUUGAGUCUGCUUCUGACCAUUCCACAGGACCCGUUUCGCGACGCGUGUUGGGCGAGAGGAAGAGCAGGAAGAAUGACACGGACGUUGAGCAAGUAAAUGGAUCGGAAGGAACACAAAACUAUCGCUCGUCACCUAGUGAGCUGCUCGAAGUAGCAGCGCGAGCAUCAUCGUCGGCUAGAAGUGGUGCAUCUACUCCAACGCGGUCGAGCGAUGCGAAUGAGAGCGACACGACAGGAAAAAAUCAGCCGCAGCAGAAACAGUCGUCUCCGCAGCGGGGGCAGUUGGAACAAGAAGAGGAACAAGAAGAACACCCGCGAGCAGCGGAUGCAGGUCACAGCAAACAGAAAAUUGACACGUCACCGGAAGAACAAAAAACGGAAACGGGCGGUGAAAAAGCGUCCACUACGGUCGUCGGGGAGGCGGAGACAUCAGUCGUGGCGGAGCUGCUGCAGCGUGUCAAGCAACUGGAGCGGCAGAGGGAAGAGGAUAGAAAUUCGUGGGGCGAGUCGGUCGACAAAAGGUUCCACAUGGUGCGGGACGUCGGGUCGGCGGACGAGCAACUUUUGCAGCAUAUGCUGGCCGUGAUACUGGCGAUGAAGACGCACGAGUACAUCCAGACCGUCGCGUUUCUCAGCCUCGGUUUCGUUGCGGUACUGAUUGCGAUCUCCCUCCCCGCUGUGCGCGUUUUCUGCCCCCGGCGCCAAACCUCUAGCAUGCUCCUUGCAUCGUCAUUCUCUGGCGGACCAGGAGAAGAUCAUCCGGAAGGGCGCCAGCUCCUCUUGCCGGCUAAAGCAGGACAAGAUGGAGUAGCCGUCGUCGCGGCUAGCAGUGCAGAUGAAACAGCAUUUAUUGGAGGAACUCCGCCGGAGACGAUUUAUCGUUUCUAUCCGUUCGACUUCGUAGAGAAAGGGACGCUAAGCAGUGUUGUGCAAUCCGCAGGCACGGACAUCGGGCGAAUCUUUGCGGUGUGCAUCGUGGUAAACGAAGUACUGCUCCUUCUCUCCCAGUACCCUUUCCGGAUCUACGACACCUGGUGUAUUGACAGUAUAAGUAGCAGCGAAGCAAUUUCGAGUCGGUCGUCCGAGGAACUUGAAGAUAUCAGGGACCCGUUUCCUUUUUUGACGCCGAUGCACGAGAAGGUGGCGCGCACGCUCUGGCUCGUGCUUCCGCGCAUUUGCUUGCUGAUAACGGCCGCCGUUCCAGCUUCUACCUUCCAGCAAGUGCGGGCUUCUCUGUACAAGGCGUCUAUUGCAAGGUCAGGGACCACACGGAGUAAAGACGCCCCGCCGGGGGCGCAGAAGCAGGCAGACGACCGCACUGGUGAGGGGCCAGCAGACGACGGCGCGGUGGGGAGGAUGCAAAGACGAGCGCGUUCUGAGGAUGCCGCUCGUCCGAACGAUGAAACCAGAAUUACAGAUGAUGGCGAUCAUGUAAGGGGUAAAGAGUCGAUCAACUUCAUGCAAGUCCUUCACGCUCUGACUGCACCGACAGCGAUAGUGACGCUUCUUCUGUUCGAGACCAUCCAGCUGAGCUUUGGCGAGCGCAUCAAUUUCCCUGCAGCAGUGAUGGGCCUGGACGGCCGCGCGAGAGCUUCGGCGGCCGCGGCGAGGUGGGACGCUUUCGACGACAUCACAAAGCUUCAACAAUGUAAUGAGUGGACUUCUGCGGCUCGCCUGCUGUUCUUCCCCCAAGUCUUUCGGUUCCGUGUGCUCUUUCUGGUAGCCGGCUGGGUGUGCUCGUUUGCCUUCAUGGUUUUGCACCUAUUACUGGAGUUCCAAGUCCCGCAGCGUUUCGGUUUCGUCAACGACGGGGAACAGAUUUUCUUCGACAGUCAUGGGCAGUGGGUACGGGAAGCGCGUUCUCUCCUGCUUCCGAAACUGUCUUUUGUGUUGGAAAUUGUAGCGUUUCUUCUGGUUCAGUUUCUCCCUUUUUUUCCGAUUUUGGAGCGGAUAUUUGUUUCCCCCGGAGCACCACUUGGAACACGGGAACCACUUGGAGACACUGCAUACCACGCUUGGACGAAGAGUCCAGGACUUCCAGAAUGGUUUGUGGGAGUGGAAUAUCCCAAGAAAACAAAUGUUACAGUUUUAAACGGUUCGUGUUGUAAUUUUAGCAACAUAAAGUUUCUCUAUCUGAUGACAGAAAAAUUUGCAAUGCAGUGCUGACGAUUAGAAGGAAAAACAAGUAUGAAAUUAGGCUCCUGAGAAGUCGAUCCGGCAUGCAGAGCUUGUCUGUCUUGCUUGGUCUGCAACACAAUGUGUAGCUGUAGCAGUUGGUUCGUUGGGGUUGGAUAUGGAAGCUGGAACCCUGCGGGACUCUGUGGGACUACGUAGCCACGCAUGACGGAUGCCCUGCUAUGGAGGGGAGGCGAGUGAUCUUCCCGGCUACUGCUAGUUCUCUAAGAAAAAAACCCCAUUUGUCAGCACGCGGCUUUACUUACCGGCACAUGAUGCAGCACAACUUCCUCUUUCUGUGAUGCAAAACGCCUGCCACGAAUCACUCGGUACUGCAUGGAACUGCACGACUUGUGAUCUUCAAAAAGAGUGUACGCAAAUCUGCAUGGCAGGCUUCGACUUUUCUUGAGACUAGCAGCAGUCCCAAACAAGAAAGCUACUCGCUUUAUUACCUCUAUACCUGCAGUCCCACACGGGCAGGUGUCGCAGAAUUUGUGGCUGACCAGGCCGGCAGACGUUCAGCAGCAUAUCAAAUGUAAAAGUGUCUGGGUCUGGAAGAAUGCAACUUGUCAUACUAAAUCUGCAGCAUGCAAAAAUCUGUGUUGCGUGAUUACCAAAAGUCGUCCAGUUUUGACCAAGUCGGGAGGGAGUUUCUCAUGCAGGAUAGGCAUGAGAGAGAUCGCACAGAAUCUGUCAUGCUAGGUCCUGCAUUCCAGACCUCAUGGGUCAACAUGGAAAAUAUGCAUGACAAAUCGUGCGCUCUUCCAGACCCAGACAUUUUUGCAUUUGAUACAGCAGAUCGACGCGCGAUUUUGGACUAACGUGACGGAGUGGCGCUGCAACUUUUAUUCUAUCGACAUUUUUGGCCUCUGCGUUCAGAGUAAGUAGAUGACGUUGUCGUCGUCGUCGUCGUCCUCGUCCUCGUCCUCGUCGCGGGAGGAUUAACUUCGACCACCAAAACUACUGCGCAUUUAUUUGUCGCAUCGAUGGAUCAUAUGAAUUUUAACAAAAAGUAAAAGAACAAGAAGUCUACAGAACUUGAACUGCAACUGACACAUACUACACUACUUUCUUCGUUGGACGGAAAUAGUCGUGAUAAGGAAGGAAACAGUUGCUGCACUGUUAGUUUCUAUCUCAGUUUCUUUAUUUCUAUUAGUAUACUCGAACCUCGUACUCGUUUACGAUCCGAAGGCAAAGUUAAGAAAAGGAAAAGAAGGGAGGUGGGGAAAGAAGUGUUGCACUAUGGAAUCUUUGAUCAAGUCAAAGCGAGUAGCAACCAUGCACAGAACAUAAAGCAAGCAUAAUUUCCGAUCAUAAAUGGCUACGUGAAAAUGCAAUGAUCAAAAAUCCAUUACCAUUUGGGCUUUAACGUGUUUAUCUAUCCUCCUGUGACAAAACGGCUAUAGACAAGUUUUAAUGAAAUUAAAAAUCUGGCCGUGAAUCGUAGUAAAGUUAAGAUGUAAAGAUUUACCCCUUUGUGUUUGUUACACUUUGUCUCACAGUUCCUGUUAGAGCUUUGAAGCACUCUCUUGUGACAUGACUUGAUAAGGAAAACGCUGUGGGCAAAGGCGCAGAGCCUGCUCGUGUCGCGCCCUAGAUGCGAGCGAUUAGCUGCUUAAUCUGUUGAGGAAGUUGCAACUUCACCUUGUUGACGUGGUCUCCUGGGUAUUGUGAACCGUCCUGAUGUCGAGGCACUCGGUGCACUGUCCUGAUGUCGCAGCAGUCGGAAAAACAGCAACAAAGCAGAG
Amoebophrya sp. A120 is the source of this 4791-nucleotide messenger RNA. Lineage: Eukaryota; Dinophyceae; Syndiniales; Amoebophryaceae. The record is from the annotation of a GenBank genome assembly.